AUGCUUUCGAGAACCAUCACGAGGAGAUUCGCCUCCUCGCUGCGGAGCGCCGCCGCACGGCAGACGCAGCAGCAGCAGCAGCAGCUCAGAGCGCAGACGCAGCGGAGAUGGGCGACCGCGGCGCCGAAGCCCGGGUCGGGACCGCUGAUGGAGCGGCGCGCUGACCGAGAACUCCCAGACCUCAACCAAAUCACCUUCCGGUGGUCCCGCACGCUCCCGCUGUUCGCCGCCGUCAUCGUCGCCUGCAGCGUCGCCAUCUUCAACUACCAAAAGUCGUCGUCCCCCGUCAUCGCCUCGACGCUGUACGCGCUGCGGACCUCGCCCAAGGCGCGCGAGCUGCUGGGCGACGAGGUCCAAUUCAAGCACCAGAUCCCCUGGAUCUCGGGCGAGAUGAACCAGCUGCACGGGCGCAUCAACAUCGCCUUCAGCGUCAAGGGCUCGCGCGGCGAGGCCCUCAUGCGCUUCGCCAGCUACCGCACCUCGCACAAGGGCCUCUUCGAGACGACCGAGUGGAGCCUCGAGACCCCCGACGGCCGCAGAAUCGACCUGCUCGACGGGGCGGACCCGUUCAGGGGGGUCGUGGCGGACGACCUGGAUGACGAGGCCGAUGAGCAGGCGGCGGCGGCGGCGGCUGCGACGAGGGGGUUCAGGCAGACGAGUCUCAAGUAA
Messenger RNA from Colletotrichum spaethianum, 669 nucleotides. RefSeq names its product cytochrome c oxidase assembly factor 1. The coding region runs from base 1 to 669 and encodes 222 amino acids. The transcript has 2 exons. Gene Ontology annotation, biological process: mitochondrial respiratory chain complex IV assembly. Gene Ontology annotation, cellular component: mitochondrial inner membrane. The record is from RefSeq and is a predicted model, not a curated record. Lineage: Eukaryota; Fungi; Ascomycota; Sordariomycetes; Glomerellales; Glomerellaceae.